AUGGACGUACGACUAUCUCCUCCUGUUCUCUACGGAGGUUACGAACAUCUGGUCAAGAAGAUGGACCCUCGUCGAAUCUCUCUACCUCAUUGUGCGUAUAAAUUUGUUGGGACCAGCACGGAUGGUUCGCUGACCGAAACGCCAGACCUCGCCUCCCCGAAUCUCAAGUUUUCGAAAUCUCCCUCUUUUGCGUCCCCAGCUAACGACGACCAGUUGCCAAAGCGUGGAGCUCGUCGCCUUUGUGCUUCGAGAAAUCGAAAUGAUCACCUCGACAUGGCUCGUCACACUCCGAGUCGUCAUUCUCUGGCACCACAUCAAAGUCCUUCGCUGGAUCAUAUGGAUCGCCUUCAUCAUCAUGCACAUUGCGAACGCGACGAUGGGCGCCUUGACCGUCCAAGAACCGUUUCGUACACCCUCUACACGGAUGGCGUCCUAUGGUUCCUGGGCAUGAUUGUCGUUCGCUUAUGGGCAGGUUUAACUGUACGCACACGCUCUCUCUACCCAUUCAAAGUGCUCACCCUUUGUUUGCAGGUCAUUGUGGCACCCCCUACGUACUGGUGGAUGACGGUCACCACCGACGUGGCCCUCACCUCUAUCUUCGUCUCUCGCAUGGUCCUACACUUGCGCGUCGUUGCAAGUCCGCACGGUACGCUCGUGAAUGGUGGUGCAGCUGGCAGUAGUAGGGGCCGCACCACGUCCCGGUACUCGGGUGAACCCGUGUUUACGGCCGCGACGAUUAGCACGGCGACGAAACCGGCGAGCUCGACCGCUGCUAUGGGUCACCACCACAACCAACACCAUCAUCCUCAUUAUCGGAGGAGUGAGGUGGAGGUGGAUAGGUUGGUUCGGGAUUCAAUGUGGACCGUGCAGACGAGGGAGGAAUGGGAUGAAGGGGGUGCAAGAGACCGAGGUGGUCGUAGGCCGGACGAAGAGAGUUGGGAGAUGGAUGUCGUUCGGCGGUGA
Molecule: messenger RNA, 963 nt
Organism: Acaulospora colombiana
Lineage: Eukaryota; Fungi; Glomeromycota; Glomeromycetes; Diversisporales; Acaulosporaceae
Source: the annotation of a GenBank genome assembly